AUGAACCAUUUAAAUGGCUUCCACAUUAUGAUAGUUUCGAAAUACUUUUCUUCUUUCCAAGAUUUUAUAUCUCUUGAAUUAGCUUUUAAACAUUUGACAUCAUACUUUUACAGGGAGUUUUACCGCAUUAUUGUCCACGAAGAAGUUGACUACAAAACUGCUAUGAACAUGCUUGACAUAAUUGCUUUCAACAGUCAUUUGUCUGAUUUGGUCACCAAAAUCGAUGAAAAGUGCUUUUUGAAUGAACGAGAAAUGAAAUCCAUUGAUAUACCAACUACAGUCACAUGUAUCGAUAAUGAAUCUAUCUUCCUAUGUUCUUCUCUCACAUUUUUUAUAUUUCCAUUAUCAUUAAGACGAAUAUGUGAUAAAUCUUUUGCUGAAUGUCGAUCAUUAGUCGAAGUAGUCUUCCCAAGUCGACUCACCUCUAUCGGGUCACUAUGUUUUUAUGGGUGUUAUUCUCUCACCUCGGUGAAUCGUCUCUCUGAAAUAAGUAAUUUAGCCUUUUCAGGCUGUCAAGAAUUAUUAGACCUUAAUAUUCCCAAGAGUGUCGAGUCACUCAAAAUGUUAGAAUAUGGUCUGAAAAAUAUUGGAGAAAAUUGUUUCAAUGGGUGUAUUUUAUUGAAUACAAUAGAAAUUCCAGACUCUGUGACUGAAAUUGGUUGGCAGGCAUUUGCCAAGUGUACACAACUCCAAAAAAGAAAAUUUCAAAAUUAUUAUUAUUUUUCAAUGACUGAAUUUGAGUUUUUGUAUGGGACUAAGUCGAUAAAAAGUAUUCAAUCGUCGUGCUUCAUUGGUUGCGAAUCUUUAAAAUGUAUUGAUAUACCCGAGGGUGUAAUUGAUAUUUCAGAUAAUAGUUUUCUACGUUGUACGUCUCUCUCUGAAAUCACUUUUCCAUACACAGUCGAAUUAUUUGGGGUCCAAAGUUUUUAUUGCUGUUUGAUUCUUGAAAGUAUUGAACUGCCAAAAAAACAUAAAGAAACUUCAA
Molecule: messenger RNA, 985 nt
Organism: Entamoeba invadens IP1
Lineage: Eukaryota; Evosea; Mastigamoebida; Endamoebidae
Exons: 6
Source: RefSeq, a predicted model, not a curated record